UCAUCUGAGAGCGCCGGCAGCGGGGAGGUGGGGGUGCGGUACCAUGGCGCUUUUCCUCAUCAACAGAUACCUUGGCGGUGAGGAGGAUGCUACUGAGGACCGGUCACAGGCCCUGUUAGAACGGCUGCGGGAACAGGCUAGAGCCAGGCAACUGAAAAAGCAGCAGCAGGUGCCUUUGCCUUCUGAUGAAUUAAAACAAAAGAAAACAGAAAAUGAACUCCACCAAAAGCUCAAAAACUCUGGAUUUGAUUCUGAAAAUGAAUCACAGAGAGAGGCAAAAAAGAGGAAGAGAGGACACAGUGGUGAGGGUUCCUGUGGAGAAGGGGAAAAGAAGCUGAAGAAGAACCACCAAGUGAGCAGUGAUUCUGAGAAGCCUUCAGCAGGGGCAGAUUCUGGCCUAGCUGGUGAGGCUGACAAUGGCUACAUUCCAGCUAAGAAGAAAAAGAAAGAAAAUGGGAAAAAAUCAAGUCUUCCUCAAAAGAAAAUUGAAGCAGAUCUUGAUGAAAACAAUAGACAACAGGAAAAUAAAAGUAAAUUGAAGAGACACCAAGCUGCGAGGAAGAAGGAGAGGGACAUUCCAACAGAAAUUGAGACAAAUGGAGCUGAAGUGAAAGGGAAUCAAAGCACAAAGGAGGAAGUGUCGAUACCUACUUUGAAUGAAAAAGCAACACCGCCACCCUCUAGUUUGUUGGUUCUGGGAGGGUAUGACAAAAGAGCAGUGCAGAAGGUUCAGCCCAUCCUACCACAGUGGCUUGCUCAACCCAAGCUGGUCCAUAAACACAUAAAACAGAACCUAGUCCCAAUACAGGAGGUUCCAGGAAUCCAUCCCAAACUGCUAAAGAAGCUGCAAAUGAAUGGAAUAGAGUCUUUUUUCCCAGUUCAGGGGGAGGUGAUUCCUGCCAUUUUGGAGAGUGCAUCCAGUGGCUUAUUGGUAGGGAGGGGAGGAUGCCAGCCCAGCGAUAUCUGUGUCUCGGCCCCUACAGGCAGUGGUAAAACACUGUCUUUCGUCAUCCCUGUGGUACAGCAGGCUCUGUUACAACGAGUGGUUUGCCAGGUCCGAGCUCUGGCAGUUUUGCCCACCAAAGAACUUGCACAGCAGGUGAGUAAAGUAUUCAACAUCUACGCUGAUGGGACAGGUCUGAAGGUUGUUUUGGUUACUGGGCAGAAAUCUUUCAGGAAGGAGCAGGAGACUCUUGUCCAGAGAACAGUGAUGGGUUACUGCAGUCUGGCUGAUAUCAUUGUGGCCACACCUGGACGACUUGUGGAUCAUAUUGACCAGACUCCAGGGUUCAGCCUGAGACAACUUCGCUUUCUGAUUAUAGAUGAAGCUGACCGUAUGAUAGAUGACAUGCACCAGAACUGGCUGCAUCGAGUGGUAAAAGCAGUGUUCCGAGCCGAAGAGGACUCUGGCACCAACAUGCUUUUCCAGAGGACAGAACCGGGACCUGUAACGGCAGCCAGCACCUGCUGUCCCCAGAUACCACUACAGAAGUUGCUGUUCUCAGCCACACUGACUCGGAACCCAGAGAAACUGCAGCAGCUGGGCUUGUACCAGCCUCGCCUCUUCACAUCUGUCUACUCUGAGAAACAAGCCGUCACAGCUGGGACAGAAACAGAACAGGAUGCUGAAAAGAAAUACUCUCUCCCUGAGGGACUUUCGCAAUAUUAUGUACCUUGUAACCUGAAUUCCAAACCUUUGUUCCUCUUGUAUUUCAUGCUGAGAAUGAAAUUUACCCGGGUGCUCUGUUUUACCAACUCCAAGCAGAUUUCCCACAGAUUGUUCUUACUGAUUCGAGCCUUUGGUGGAGUGAAUGUAGCUGAGUUCUCUUCCUGGUUGACUCCAAGUGAGAGACAGAGGACCCUGAAGGAAUUUGAACAGGGGAAGAUACAACUGUUAAUCAGCACAGAUGCCACUGCUCGAGGGAUUGACAUUAAAGGAGUGAAGUGUGUGAUAAACUAUGAUGCCCCUCAGUUCAUCAGGACUUAUAUUCACCGAGUUGGAAGAACAGCUCGAGCUGGAAAGGCGGGAUUAGCAUUCACCAUGCUCCUUAAAGUGCAGGAGCGGAAGUUUUUGCAGAUGCUGUGGGAUGCUGGCACCCCAGAUCUGGAGAAGCAGCUGGUGAAGAGCAAGUAUUUAAAGCCAUUGUUGCAGCAAUAUGAGGAAGCACUGUCCAAGCUCCAGAAAACUGUCAAGGAUGAACGAGCACAGAAACGAGCAUGAGAGAGCCCAGGAGAGAAGACUGAUGUAUAUUUUCCAUGACACUGAAAUCAAGCCAGGACUUAUCACGUUUUUGCUGUUAAUGGCAAGUGUCAGGGUAACAGUGCAGCUCCAGAGCCGAUGGAUUAGCUGCCCAACCUCCUAGUCAAAAGGCUAAAUUGUCACCUUGCCAACAGGCAUUGUGGACCUCACAGAGUGUGUACAGCCCCCUUCCAUUCUGAGGGAACUGGCACCAAAGCUCCGAUCUCAGUUUGAACAAAUAUUCUUUGCAGGGGAACGCUCUCUCCUGUCCUAUUGGUAUAUUGAAAACUACCAACAGUAAAUAGAACAUCCUACCUUCUUAGAGUGUGCAUCUGAUGGAGCUUCCAGUUAUCAAAUUUGAUGGGGCCAGGCCCCUCUUGGCUUUGCCUGUGGAUCAUUUCGACAAAGACAAUUGUUCCUUCUCCUUUGCUGCAGACACAUGAUCUGUAUCUGCAAAGUGCAUCAAAAGCCGUACCAUGUACGUAGCAGACUGCUGUCAAUUCAAGAACUGUUCCAGGCUGGGGGUGGAGAAAAAGGAUGUCUUAACUUUUGAAAUAAAGAGUAACUUUAAAAAUA
This is a messenger RNA of Caretta caretta (loggerhead turtle), 2815 nucleotides long. It is a transcript of the gene DDX51, whose product is annotated as DEAD-box helicase 51. Lineage: Eukaryota; Metazoa; Chordata; Testudines; Cheloniidae. The record is from RefSeq and is a predicted model, not a curated record. Gene Ontology annotation, molecular function: ATP binding; nucleic acid binding.